Durotheca rogersii is the source of this 2554-nucleotide messenger RNA. RefSeq names its product Zinc/iron permease. Gene Ontology annotation, molecular function: zinc ion transmembrane transporter activity. The record is from RefSeq and is a predicted model, not a curated record. NCBI's taxonomy places the organism in Eukaryota, Fungi, Ascomycota, Sordariomycetes, Xylariales, Xylariaceae. The transcript is spliced from 5 exons. Gene Ontology annotation, cellular component: membrane. Bases 366 to 1922 code for a protein of 518 amino acids. Gene Ontology annotation, biological process: zinc ion transmembrane transport.
UGGGCUGUUUUCCUCUGUUAAGGCUAGCCAGAGCCUUAGAGUGUUGCUACUAUUCCUAACAUCCAUUUAAUUCUUGAGAUACCCAUCCUUCUCCUUACUAUCGCUACCACCAUCUCCCUCUUCUCCUGGGAGCCUUCUCAUAAUCUUCCGGGAAUCCCCCACGGUCACGCUGCUUCUACAGAAUCUUUGAUAAGUGCUCCUCCCCCAAAGUCCCGCGUGCGAAUCGGCAGAGGGUCCUCUCCAGACCACCAGAACGCGCCCCCGCCAUUGACUCAUGCUCCCUCCAACCUGCUUCCCUUAAGAGGCGCCACGACGGCCGGGCUCCUGCAGGCACGAAGCGACAGGCCGCUGCGGGAUCCGAAGCCAUGGAGCCCGUCAUGCAUACUGCCGAGAUCGACAACGACACUAGGGGGUGGAUUAUGUGUCUAGUGAGCGGUGCUGCGUGCAUGAUAGGGUCCUCAGUUAUCUGCGUCGAUGUACUCGUACGCCUUUUUCCCGGUGCGGGCAACUUCCGAAUACAGGAUAACAACACCUUUCUGGCCUGCUCUCUGAGCCUGAGCUUUGGCGUUAUGAUAUUCAUGGCGUUGUAUAGCAUGCUCCCCGAAGCCAGGGACUACCUCAAAAAGGGGGAUGUCCCUGACCAGCCAGCGGGCUUCAUCUUGAUGGCAUGCUUCGUCGGGGGCUUUGUGGGCAUUCAGAUACUCUCCAGAUUUUUCCAUCAAUUUCUACCCUCACACGUUGUCGACUGCGACCAUAGCCACGGCGAGCAUGCGUUAGAUACCCGCCCUCACUCAAACGGAUAUAGUCGCAAGCAGUCAUCCCAUGCACGAAGUAUUGACAAACGGCAAUCUUCCGUCUAUGCCUCCUUCGAAAACGCAAAGCCGCAGGCGGCUGAGAACGGACAUGCCGACGAAACCACGCCGUUACUCUCAAACUCCGAGACAUUGACCCACGUCUCCCGCACGCAGACACAUGAUGAAGCAGAUAUCGCUCAUCCCGAACACUCGCCUGCUGCUCCUAUCUCGCGAGGCUCGCAUAGCCAGGUCGCGAGACUGGAGAGGCAGCCCUCGAUGAUGCAGAAUAGAGUUCUGUCCUUUGUUAAAGAUACUAAGCCGGACUGCGACCAGGCGGACCACUGCUUCGGAUACUCGGAUCCGUGUGGACAGGAAUGCUUCAAACAUCUUGCUAGCCGAUCUGAGUUAACAUCUCGAACUUCUGCGAGCUUGAUUUGUACAGACCCCUCGGAGCCUGCGGUUGCCGGCACAGAUCGAGUGGAAGAGGCCGGAGGUGCCCACGGCAAUUUGUUAGCGUCGAGUCCUGCACACCAAACUAGCCAUUCUCACUCUCACAAUGACCAGCACCAACACGGUCAUCACGAUCAAUGCGCCUCUGAGGUUUCAGAGGACGUCGAGGCCCAACACCACCACCACGUCGCCGAAAACGCUUUCCUAUCCCUCGGCCUCCAGACCUCCAUAGCUAUUACGUUGCAUAAAUUCCCCGAAGGCUUCAUCACCUAUGCCACAAACCACGCAAACCCGUCGCUCGGUUUCAACGUCUUCCUCGCGCUCUUCGUCCACAACAUCACCGAGGGGUUCGCCCUUGCACUCCCCUUGUACAUGGCACUACAUAGUAGGUUCCGCGCGAUGCUAUGGUCGUCUGUCCUCGGCGGCUUGAGCCAACCUUUGGGUGCCGGCGUGGCCGUCCUGUGGUUCAAGCUGGCCCAGCAUAGCAACAUUACGCCCGACUCCGUCGCGUAUGGGUGUCUAUUCGCCGCCACGGCGGGCAUAAUGGUAAGCGUGGCCCUGCAGCUCUUCGUCGAGAGCCUGAGCCUGAAUCACAGCCAGAACUUGAGCAUCCUGUUCGCGUUCUUAGGCAUGAUGUUACUUGGCCUGAGCAACGCGUUCACGGCACACGCACAUUAACACUAUAGAAGUGGUGGUCCCGAUCUUUUUUUCUCUGUAGGUAAUAAUAGUGAUCCGUCUAUUAGGAGGAAAUGGAACCAACGGAGUUCAUAAAUCUGCUUUCCUUACCCUUUGCUUUCUCUCCGAGUUGAGGACCCUGACUACGUAUGUACAUACGUUUUCAUCAAUCAGCAUCAGCAGCAGCAUCGCGCUCGGCGUUUAGGAGGUGGGGCUCCUCCACGUAUGGUAUCACGAUCAGGACAAGGUGGCUCGCCGACUCUAGGCAGCCAGGCGGAUAGGCAGGGCAGGGCAGGGCAGGGCAGGGCAGGGCAAGGCAGGCAGGCAGGCAGGUAUAGGUAGGUAGGAAACCAAAAAAAAUACUUAGACUCGUCAAUUGCGGUGUGCUUGGGGUGGUCGAUAGAUUACUAGGACGCCCGAGAGACAAGAGACUUGAUCGGAUCUACAACUAGGUGGGCUACACAUCCGCGUACGUCAAACCUCCCAUAGCAAGAACUUGAGGUUGGCUCAGAACAACCCGGAGUAUAGGUAUCGAGUUAUUACCACUCGGCCUCUGGGCUCAACAUCGAACCCCCCGGUCCUUGGCCGUACGUAAUGGGGGAACCCAUUCCUCCUUAAUUCAACACACCACUACC